Messenger RNA from Camelina sativa (false flax), 1297 nucleotides. Its product is annotated as cyclic pyranopterin monophosphate synthase. NCBI's taxonomy places the organism in Eukaryota, Viridiplantae, Streptophyta, Magnoliopsida, Brassicales, Brassicaceae. Gene Ontology annotation, biological process: Mo-molybdopterin cofactor biosynthetic process. The record is from RefSeq and is a predicted model, not a curated record.
GUGGUGAAUUUAAAAAAAAAAAAAAAAACAUGUUUUCGACACUCCGUCGCGCCGUGUUACUCCGUCGAUAUCCGGCCGUGAUUUCUCCGGUGAAAAAGGCAUUCAGCAGUAAAAUUUACGAUGAAAUCGAUCCGCAAAUCAUGAAUAUAGAUGAGCUGAAUCAGGAAAUGAAGUCAAUCUUUGGAGAAGAACCAUCUCCCGAUGGGUUUUCUGGUCCUGCCACAAUGGAUUUCUCUGAGUUGAAAUCGAAAGCUGAAUCUCUGAAGUCGACAAACCCGGAGAGUUCUGAUCUUUUAUCCCGUAUUGAGUAUCAGAAAUCGAGCAAAGAACAACCUGCACUAGUGGCUGGUGAUAUGUCUAAGCUAACCCAUGUUGGGAUCUCAGGGGAAGCUCAGAUGGUUGAUGUAUCUUCCAAGGACAAUACUAAGAGAACUGCAUUGGCUUCCUGUAAAGUUUUUCUUGGGAAAGGAGUAUUCGAUUUGGUCUUAGCGAAUCAAAUGGGGAAAGGAGAUGUUCUUGGAGUGGCGAAGAUCGCUGGCAUUAGUGGAGCAAAACAAACUAGUAGCUUAAUCCCAUUGUGUCAUAACAUUUCUCUUACGCAUGUUCGUGUAGACCUAAGACUAAACCCUGAAGAUUUUAGUGUUGACAUUGAAGGAGAAGCUUCUUGCACUGGAAAGACUGGAGUUGAGAUGGAAGCUAUGACUGCUGUCUCAGUUGCUGGUUUAACAGUUUACGACAUGUGUAAGGCUGCGUCGAAAGAUAUCAGUAUUACAGAUGUGAGACUCGAGCGUAAAACUGGUGGAAAGAGUGGAUAUUGGUCCAGAGGGGAGUGAACACAAUGAACAUUUGUCUCCGUAGCUAUGAGAGACUGGAACAGUGGAACUACGUGUAACACUAUGGCUUGUCCGGGCAAGUAAAGCCGGCUGCGAAAAGAUCAGGUCAAGUUUGGUACUUUGGUAAUAGAGCAAUUUGAUGUGGAAUAUGAGAAUUUCACCUAAAUCCUAUGUGAAACAAUUUAUGAAGACUUUUUUAAGUCAAUGCUUGCAACUGUACAGUCUUAUUCAUAUUUGUGUCCACAUUCUUUAGACAGUUGCGAUAGAUUGGUUCACAGCAUUUAAUUGGUGGUCACACAUACCAAUAUCACAAGAUUUAGUACUCUUCCCCUUUUUUUAUAAAUUUUCUUUUGUACUCGUUUAAAGAAGAGGAUUAUAUUCGUGGUUAUGAUGUAGUAAUAUAUAGUAGUAUGAUGUAAACAUAUCGAAGCAUUGAAUAUGAAAAUUCCGAAUCUUGGAUGUCA